AUGGCCGCUGGGUGGAAUGCCCGGCUAAUAGUCGAGACGUGGGCCCGAGGCAGGCCCAUGGCAACCAGCAUCGGGCUUAAAGUUGCUGCAGCCCACACGGGCGCAAAACACGUUUGCUUAGUCAAUGACGAGGCGUCCAGGUCAGCAUAUGCGGAGUCCAUGAGAGGCCACGGGCUGCCAGCUGGCGAAGUGGUGGUGGGCCCCACGGAAAGUGCCGUGGGAGAAUUGGAAGGGAUCGACUUCUUGGUGGCGGACUGCGCGCGGGACGACCUUGCGGGGAUUUUGCGGGCUGCUAGGUUGUGUGAGAGAGGGGCAGUGCUCGUGUGCAAGAACGCCAGCUGGCGGGCAGACUCGGAGUCCAGGUGGCGGGAGGCGAUUGGUGGGGAGAUGAGGAGGAGGAUCGUGAGGUCGGUUUUUUUGCCAGUCGGGAAAGGUUUGGAUAUUGCGCACGUUGGGGCCACGGGUGGUAGUGGGGAGAAGAGGAAGAGCAGAUGGGUCAAACAUGUUGACCAGCGGUCGGGAGAGGAGUUUGUGUUCAGGAAAUGCUGA
This is a messenger RNA of Striga asiatica, 549 nucleotides long. The record is from the annotation of a GenBank genome assembly. NCBI's taxonomy places the organism in Eukaryota, Viridiplantae, Streptophyta, Magnoliopsida, Lamiales, Orobanchaceae.